This is a messenger RNA of Peniophora sp. CBMAI 1063, 1239 nucleotides long. NCBI's taxonomy places the organism in Eukaryota, Fungi, Basidiomycota, Agaricomycetes, Russulales, Peniophoraceae. The record is from the annotation of a GenBank genome assembly.
AUGGACAACCCCUUCGCUUACACCCUUCCCGAACGAACAUCCUUUCAGCAACCUUUACGCACACAUGCUUCAGAGAUAGACAUCUCGAGCAGACGCGCUACCUACGAGCAUGUUGCUCCGAUGCAGCGGCGACGUCCUAAAUAUACUCGCAGCAAGACAGGCUGUCUCACCUGCAGAAAGAAGAAAGUCAAAUGCGACGAGGCUAAACCCGACUGCGAGCGCUGUGCCAGUAGCGGCAGGACCUGCACUUGGCCUGAGCCCGCAGUACCUCGGCGAUUGCCGUUGGUUGGCGAUGAGGCUGUUUAUAACUGGAAUGCAGAAGAAGGACGGCCCUAUACCGCGAGCUCCAGCGCAGGUCUCUCCGACGCGUCGUCCACUCCGUCUAGUCUGCCGGAAUCGCCCCACCAUGCGGUCAUCACUGGUGGGUACGAGGAUAAUAGGCUAGCCCCAGGUCCAUAUCUUUCGAGGCGCCACAGUGCGCCGAGCCUCAAAUCUUCUGAGAAGCCUCUACACCCGUCGCCCAUGCGUCAAAUCCCUGUACAUCACCCCCACGUUGCAACCUCGGUGCAAAGUAUGCCCGUCACUCACGCCCCGCGUCAAUCUUGGAACGGCCCAUCGAACCACUACGGAGCGCCCGUGCCACCGCAAAUGGCAUCUUCGUCUUACCCUCCCACCUCACAACCACCGACGGCAGCCCCCGCACCCACUGGCCUGAGCCCUAUUCCUGAACUUUCGUCUCUUCCCUAUUCGCACUUUGCCUACGCGCACAGCGAUGACGCCAUUGCCGCAUAUUCUACGGAUGUCUACCCCGCUGUGCGACACACUGUUCCGUCAAUGCCCCAUGCCGACGUGGUCCCAACUCACGCUCUCUCCGGUCUGAUCGCGGUGAAGCAAGAGUUCGCGAAACCCUUGGAGUUAUCGUCAUCCCCGCAUCACUCGCGGGUUUCUUACCCUGACACUUCGGCCUUGUCGUGGGACCAGUACAAUCCACACGAGAACACCGCUGCUCCCGCUUACCCAGAUCCUUCGACAUACUCGCACGAGUACUACGCGGACGAGAAUCCAUCUCCAGAGCCAGUUUGGCCUAUGGACUCCAGCUAUGCACACUACUACACACGGCCGUACGCUGAGCUCCACGAGACGUAUCAGUCAACCCCGGACAACAGCGCCCACGGCCAUGCGCCCGUCAUCCACCAGCCACAACCCAUGCAGCCCGCAGUUAUUCCCUAUCAUCAGUGA